AUGGCGACGGUUAGGCGAAUCAUACCUCACACUGAACGGGGAAAGGCGACCCGACAUAAUUACGUGAAUAUGUACGUGGAGGCGGGGACGCUGGAGACAGGGAGCGACGACGAGUUCAUGCCAACCGUGCUCUACAGUGAGCUGCAGUCACCAAGAAACGCGGCAACGCCAGGGGGGUCGACCCUACCGAACGAUGGGGCCGAUGCGGAGGAGGAUGACGAGCCAAUCCCUGCUCAUAUAUUGAACAACGACUGGAGCUGGCUAGAGUUCGGCGACGACGGCAGCGAAGACGGGGCUUCGGCGGAUGUGGAAGAGGUGCCGCAGAAGGUCAAGGCUAAAACGCCACCUCGAAGCAGUGACCCUGUACCUUUGGCGGCGGGGCCACCAAGGCACAAGGUCCCGGCAAACCAUACACCGGCUCGCCGCGAAGAGGCAGCUCCUGCUCGGGGGUCGGGCGUGGCCGGAUCUGCCGACGGUGAAGCCCCUGAGGGCGCGCGGGUGGAUAGCGGGUCGAACAACGAUGCAAGCCGUGUUGCGACACUGGAGGCGGAGCUGCGGGCAUUGAUGGGGAAAGUAGCCCAGCUCAGCGGGCAAGUCGUUAAGAGGCAAGAGGAGCCGGAGGGUCAAACGGGGCAAAAUGUGGAAAAACCCGCUGUGGCCGUUGUCGAGAGUCAGCCGCCCGUUCCGGCCGUCACCAAGCCAGCCGCAACACCCUCCCGGAAACCCCAGGUGGCCGCUACCGUCAGGGCAGACCGUGAAAGCCCUGACAACCCCGCGUCCAAGGGCACUUCAGGUGUGCGGAAGGAUAGGCAGCGGCUUUCCGACAUGAAGGAUGCACCCCACUUACCGCCGAAUCCGCUGAUGCAGGAUGACUUGGGGAGUGGUGGGAGCCAUGGAAUGGGGAGGACCGAUGAACCUAUCCUCGACAGGCAGGGCAAUACCCAUGGCAAAAACAUGUCCUCUCAGCAUUACGAGGAGGGGCCUUGGCGUUUUGGCGGGAAGCGGGGCAGGGGCGACGAAAGCGUUAUCAUUGUGGUUGACUACGACCCGGAAGAGCGGGUCCCCGGUCUACCGCGCUCAAUGCCUAAACCCAAGCCAUUCAGGGUGAGUCACCGUCUUCUGCGCAUAAACCCCAAUAGUGCACAUAUAUGUGAGUUAGGAGAGUAA
This is a messenger RNA of Closterium sp. NIES-65, 1167 nucleotides long. The record is from the annotation of a GenBank genome assembly. NCBI's taxonomy places the organism in Eukaryota, Viridiplantae, Streptophyta, Zygnematophyceae, Desmidiales, Closteriaceae.